Chinchilla lanigera (long-tailed chinchilla) is the source of this 3510-nucleotide messenger RNA. It is a transcript of the gene Slc22a15, whose product is annotated as solute carrier family 22, member 15. The record is from RefSeq and is a predicted model, not a curated record. Gene Ontology annotation, molecular function: transmembrane transporter activity. Gene Ontology annotation, cellular component: membrane. Lineage: Eukaryota; Metazoa; Chordata; Mammalia; Rodentia; Chinchillidae. Gene Ontology annotation, biological process: transmembrane transport.
GCGGCCAUGGAGGUGGAGGAGGCGUUCCAGGCGGUGGGGGAGAUGGGCAUCUACCAGAUGUACCUGUGCUUCCUGCUGGCCGUGCUGCUGCAGCUCUACGUGGCCACGGAAGCCAUCCUCAUCGCGCUGGUCGGGGCCACACCAUCGUACCACUGGGACUUGGCCGAGCUCCUGCCCAACCAGAGCCACAGCAACCAGUCGGCGGGCAAAGACCAGGCCUUUGGGGACUGGCUCCUGACAGCCAAUGGCAGCGAGAUCCAUAAGCACGUGCAUUUCAGCAGUAGCUUCACCUCCAUCGCCUCUGAGUGGUUCUUAAUUGCCAGUAGAUCUUACAAAGUCAGUGCAGCCAGCUCCUUUUUCUUCAGUGGUGUGUUUGUUGGCGUCAUCUCUUUUGGUCAACUGUCAGACCGCUUUGGAAGGAAAAAAGUCUAUCUCACAGGUUUUGCUCUUGACAUCUUAUUUGCUAUUGCAAAUGGAUUUUCCCCCUCGUAUGAGUUCUUUACAAUAACCCGCUUCUUGGUGGGCAUGAUGAAUGGAGGGAUGUCGCUGGUGGCCUUUGUCCUGCUAAAUGAAUGUGUGGGCACCGCCUACUGGGCUCUCGCAGGAUCCAUUGGUGGCCUCUUCUUUGCAGUUGGCAUCGCCCAGUACGCUCUGUUAGGAUACUUCAUUCGCUCCUGGAGGACUUUGGCUGUUCUGGUUAAUCUACAGGGAACAAUGGUCUUUCUCUUAUCUUUAUUCAUUCCUGAAUCACCUCGUUGGUUAUACUCCCAGGGUCGACUGAGCGAGGCGGAAGAGGCGCUCUACCUCAUUGCCAAGAGGAACCGCAAGCUUAAAUGCACGUUCUCAUUAACACACCCGGCCAACAGGAGCUACAGGGAGACCGGAAGUUUCUUGGAUCUGUUCCGUUACCGGAUCCUCUUAGGACACACUCUGAUCCUGAUGUUCAUCUGGUUCGUGUGCAGCUUGGUGUAUUAUGGUCUGACGCUGAGCGCAGGUGACCUAGGUGGAAAUAUUUAUGCCAACCUGGCCCUGUCUGGCCUCAUAGAGAUUCCAUCCUACCCUCUCUGCAUCUACUUGAUUAACCAGAAAUGGUUUGGUCGGAAGCGGACCUUAGCAGCAUUUCUGUGUCUAGGAGGCCUGGCUUGUCUUAUUGUGAUGUUUCUUCCAGAAAAGAAAGACACAGGUGUGUUUGCAGUGGUGAACAGCCGUUCCCUGUCCUUGCUGGGUAAGCUGACCAUCAGUGCCGCCUUCAACAUCGUUUACAUCUACACCUCUGAGCUCUACCCAACCAUCAUCAGGAACGUUGGGCUUGGAACUUGUUCCAUGUUCUCCCGAGUUGGUGGGAUUAUUGCUCCCUUCGUCCCCUCACUGAAAUAUGUGCAGUGGUCUUUACCCUUCCUUGUGUUUGGAGCCACCGGCCUGACCUCAGGCCUCCUAAGUUUGUUAUUGCCAGAAACCCUUAAUAGCCCGUUGCUGGAGACACUUGCUGACCUUCAGGUGUACUCCUAUCGGAGGCUGGGGGAGGAAGUCGUGUCUUUGCAGACCUUGGAUACCCCGCAGCCUGCAGACAAGGAGCAGACUUUCGGCAGUGAGAGUGAGGAGGAAGAAGAGUUUUAUGAUGCAGACGAAGAGACCCAAAUGAUCAAGUGAGGAGCCCCAGCUCCCUGAUCAGAACCAAAGGACCAUCCUUUAUGCCUCUGACCGAGCCAGGUUCUCCCUUGAGUCCUCAAAGAGCUGAGAAAGACAGGUUUGGUGCCAACAUACACAGGUGGCACUCAGCAUGGAGUGAUUUUUGUUGAAGUACGAAGGAAGUUGGAGAAGAGAUUUCAUCAGAGAAAACAUCACUACUUGAGGGACAAGUUCUUAACUUGUCCAGGAUUGAAGUUCAGCUCAGAAUCCUGACCUCUGGCCACGUAGCUCUGGUCCACAUUCCAGGGUGGGAGCCUGAUUUGUGUUCACAGAUUUAAUGACACUGCUUUUCUUUCCUUGUGAUCUAGAAGCAGAUAAGUAAAACUUAUCGCCAUUUUAGUGAGAUUACCAAAACUGUUCGUAAAAUUGAAACUUCAUAUCAUGUGUGACAUCUGUCCCCUACCACUUGCUCUUGCUCACGAGGAAAUCUUGAAACACAGGUUGGUGUCAACACUUAAUUUUACACUGAAGGAAGUAUUCUCAGAGACCGUACGGUGUCCCAAGGCCCUCUGGUUUUACCUCAGCUGCUGGCAUCAAGUCCUCAGCUGGUUCCCAACCUGCUGGUUGACUUGGAGGCUUUUCCCUUUGGUCCCAGGAUGGUAGAGAUUGUGUACAUGUUCACAUGUACAUUGAUUAAAUUAUUAAUUCACACACACACAAAAUUAUUAAUUCGCUACUAAGAACCAGAACAGUUUACUAGAGGCAGAGGUGUGGCUGUGGCCUGGUAGCUCCCUUUGACCCCUAAAUCAUGUGAUUGCUUCAGUUCCCGAUUAUAAGCACCUCAGGAAAAUUUCCUUCUGAGAGUCUAGUACAGCAAUAACUUCAAAAUCCCGCACAGUAAACAAUAAAGCUUUAUAAAGGUAGAGAGCGGUUAAAGGUGACGCGUUGAUCACUUGGAUGUUAAAAAAAAAGAUGCAGUUUUUAAUAAAGGGGAAAACAAAUUAUCUUUGGCGAUUUUGGGUUUGUUUUGCUUUCAGUGCUGUACAGGAAGGGACUUGGGGAGCACAGAGAGCUUGUACUCUUGCCCUCCGUCAGCCCCUACCUGGUUAGGAAGAGUGGAAGGCACAGGCAUUUCAUAGGAAAUACUUACUUCUUUCAUUAAGUAUGAUUGUGAAUGAAUAAAAACCGUAUUUAGUCUCUUAAAAUCACAUGCAGAAAAUACGAGUUCUCCAUGAAACUUGAAUACUGUCUCAGAGAGGAAGUCUAAGCCAGGAGUCAGCAAGCUUGGGAAGCAUUGUUUGAGGUCAUUUUCCAGUGAAGAAAAUGUCUGUGUUUUCAAAAUCUCCAUUUCUGAUAAGCUCUUGGAGAAAGAGAAAUUGUAUGAGAGGUAAAGAGAAGGUGUCACGUGGCUGCUUCUGGAAAUCUUAGGGGUGCCUCUGCUAAUUGGCUCCAUACACUGCUCUGUUCUCUUCUGUAUUGAUGUCUGGUUUGCACUACAUCUAUGGUACCUUGGUAUUUGUUACAAUAUGUUUACGUCCUUUUGGCCCUUGAUGAUGUGAUGGCUGUUCAGAAACAGGAGGCAUCUCAGCUACUCCGUUUCUCCUUGCUGUGCCCAAAGUUCUGGCCCAGACACAGUAAGGACCUACGAAAUAUUACUGUUUUCACCACCAAGGAAAUGGUGACACCCCUUCAGCUACCAUUUUUUAAAAUCCCACACAGAUCUAACCCACAUCCCAAACUGUGAAAUUCUCUUUAUUUUUCUCUGGAAAAUGGAGAUCUCUCCACCACUGGAAGAGGAAGAAAGAACUUGCAGAGACACUUAAAAGUUUUUGUUAAAUGGUCAAAUAUUUAAAAUAAAAUGAUGAACUAACGUAUGUAUAA